Molecule: messenger RNA, 3327 nt
Organism: Thermothelomyces thermophilus ATCC 42464
Lineage: Eukaryota; Fungi; Ascomycota; Sordariomycetes; Sordariales; Chaetomiaceae
Exons: 1
Coding region: 128-3145 (1005 amino acids)
Cellular component (GO): nucleus
Molecular function (GO): histone binding; protein heterodimerization activity
Source: RefSeq, a predicted model, not a curated record
CAAGCACACUAAAUCCAAACACUGGAAGCCGCCGCUACCUCCAUAGGCAACAAGCACCGGACAACCUGGGGUACGGACUAUGUAAGGUGCAUACCAAGGUUAAACAAUCCACAGCCAUGCAAACGCCAUGGAAGUACCCCCAGCCAAGCGCCCGCGAUUCGGCCCCGCGCCGUUCGAGGAUCCCGACUAUGACGACCCGGAAGCCGACGAGCUCAACGAGCAGCCCGAGGACGUGAACGCCCGCCGCGACCCGGCCGCCCGACUCGAGCGGUCGCGCGCCUUUGCCGCCCUCAAGCUGAAGUCGGCGUUCGAGCGCAUCUUUGAGAAGUACGGGCACGACUUCACUGGUGUCGCCGACGAGAUUGACCUCCGGACCGGCAGGAUCGUCGUGGACAAUGGACAUAUCCAAUCGCUCAAGGACGCGCAGUUGGGAGGCACCAAUGAAAGCGACGAUGAAGGAAGCGACGGCGCUUCUGCGACCGGGUCCCUGAAUGAAGAGGACAGGAUGCUGAGGGGUAAGAGGGUCGAGAGCCGCCUCAGUCAGGUUGGGCAGACAGUGAUGCCCUUGGCAUCUCCCGGACCUGGAGCAAUCCCUUUCUCGACGCAAGGGUGGCCUGGGGCGUCGCCGAGUCUGGGAAGAGGACCAUCCCCGGUGCUUUCCAACAUGACGUAUCCAGGCCAGGUGCCGUUCGGGGGACAAUCGGUGCAGCACGGCACGCCAAUCUCUGUGCCUGCCACUGACCCAGUUUGGAGGGCACCUGAUUUGCCCGUUCCGCUUGCCAGGAAUGGGCCAGCAUCGGGAGGAUUUACCGGCUCGGUAAGAAAGAAGGUAGCGCGACUGUCUUUGAGCGCUGCUCGGGAGCAGGGUGGCGACGAUGAGGAUGACAUUUUUCUGGGCUCGGCUACUCUCGAGAAGGAAAAGGAGAAUAUCGGCGGACUUACCAUGAAGCAGAAGGUCCUUCAGCCACGCCCUCCGCAGGAAAAUACCCCGACCAAGAAGAGAGGGAGAUCCCCGGGAACAGGCCGCAAAUCUGUUGAGGGACAAGCCAGAAGGCGUGGCAGGCCACCAAAAUCCGCAAAGGUACUGACCAAAAUGGACGAGAGUAAAGCAACGGCCGUGCGGAGGACCCAGCCCGCUGGACCAGCAAGUGAUGCAAAGAGUCCUACCAAGGUCAGAGGACCUCGGCCCGCCCCCCAGGACAUGGCAGCGGGUACUCCUACCACACCAACACCGACAAAGACCGAUGAGCCUCCCGUGUCGAGUGUGCUUGGUCCUUCGCCGGGGCCAGCAAGCAAUAAUGCCCUAGAGAGUCUGCCAGAAACGAGGGAGUCCAUGCCUGGCGAGUCCAGGGCUCUAACCGGGAUGGAAGCUGAACCUGAUCUAUACGUCAACCUUUCAGGAGAAGAGACCAAACUGGCUCAGAAACCCCGGAACCAAAUCCUCCGGGUCGAGAUAGUAGCAAAGACUCCUCCUGACUCCCGAGCGUUCAGGAUCUUGACACCGGAGACAACUGACCAAGACUCACAAACCGCUCACAUCGAUCCUCCGGAUAUCUCCUAUCUCCGGACAGAUCCGCACAGAUCUAACAUCCAGGACGCAUAUCUCCCAGUUCCAAGCAGACACACAGUUGUCAGAAACCAGAACACGGACCCAGCAGCAUCAGAGGAGGUCUUCUCGAGGAACCUUGUGGACCCGGCGUACGCGUUCUCGGAUGAAGAAGAGCCAACGUUGCCCAAAGAGGUAUCACAGCUCAAGCUCACUGACAAAAAUGAAAAUUCGGGACAUGGCGCGUUGCGUGAAACUCAUCCUCAGAACGAUACAGCAGCAGUGGCGAGCUCCAGCGAGGAGCCGGCCGUAGACGAAGUAGCCCAAGAACUGGGCGACUCAGUCGGCACGCGGGAGCAGUCGCCGGCCCUCAGUCUCAUUCUAGAUGACACCGAGGCUCGCCACGGAAACAGCUUGCUACAACCGCCAGGAGAGGAGAGGGAUGUGCCACGCGGACAAGGCUCGGUGGCUGCGGACGGUCGGCAGGUUGGCCGUGAGGAACUACGUUCGUUUGCGGAAACGAGAGCAAACCUCGAGACUGAAGUGUCUUCGAUCAUCCGACCAGGUUCAAAGGCACAAGCUGUAGAAUCCAAGUUAGAGACGCUGGCCGAGACGGCCGGAACAACGCCCCUUGAGAAAAGGCAGAGACGCGGGAAGGAACAUCAGUCGCAGGAGACUCCGGUCGGGACAGCCGGAAGGCCAGCUGGUCUCAAAAGAAUCUCCCUCGGGCUGCCCAGGAGGCAGGAGAUACCCGAGACCUCUCCCAACACCCGACAGCCCGUCGGCUGCCCCAGCACAACAGUCCGGACUCUGGAGAUUGAGGAUUCCGAUCCACCAUUCCCGACAACAGGGGAAGAAGACCAGGACACCUCGACCCAUCUCGCCACGGCACCAUCCCCAACUCUCACCGACCCGAUGUCCAAGGCCCAGCCGUCCUCCCCAUCCCUCUCCGGACAAGAAGAACCGGCAUCACAACCACAACCACCACCCCCUUCAGGAGGCCCUCGCACGCCGAUCAAGGCCACGGCGCGCCGCCGCCGCCGUCGCCGCUCCAGCGAACCCCACCGCGGAGCGGCAGCGACAAGCACGACCACCGCCAAGAAGAAGAAGAAGAAGAGAGCGGGCGUCCUCUCCCUCCUGGCGAUUUCCCGCGCCAACGGCAAGGACGACGAAGACGAAGACGAAGACGAAGACGAAGACGAGGACGAGGACGAGCUCUCCAUCCUGACGCCCCUCAAACCCACCGCGUCGUCGACCGUCCGCUCCACGCCCGCAGGCCACCACGUCCGGCUGGGCUUGCUGGCGCCCGGCAGCGCCGGGCCAGGGACCCCGAGCGCCAACAGAGGGCAGAGGGGACAGAGAGGGAGUGGGAAAGGGAGGAGGAAGUCGGCGACGGGGAUGGGGAUGGGGAAUGGGAUGGGGACGGGGAGAGGGGACGGGCCGGCGACGCCGUCCGGUUCUUUCGUUCGUUCUUCUUUUUUUUCCGGGUCUUUGCUCUCGGACGAGUCAGAGCUCGUCCGCACCCCCGGGGGCACCAUGCGGCGGUGCGGGGAGGCUGGGUUCAGGUGCGAGAGGGACUUUUGCUUCAGCUGUCUAUGAGGGGUUCGAACUCGGUUUAAAACUAGGGACCGGAUGGGCUAGUAGCAGGUAAGAGAAGAGAAGGGAAGGAAGGGGGAAAGUCGAGUCGAAGUAACUACAGGCUAGCUUUGGUGGUGGAGUGGACGGAAUGGCCUGGGGGUCUCGGUCCGAGCGAACAAAACAAUCCAACCAUUAUGAAUCAG